Molecule: messenger RNA, 3838 nt
Organism: Epinephelus moara (kelp grouper)
Lineage: Eukaryota; Metazoa; Chordata; Actinopteri; Perciformes; Serranidae
Product: alpha-2,8-sialyltransferase 8F-like
Exons: 7
Coding region: 609-1688 (359 amino acids)
Biological process (GO): oligosaccharide metabolic process; N-glycan processing
Molecular function (GO): alpha-N-acetylneuraminate alpha-2,8-sialyltransferase activity
Source: RefSeq, a predicted model, not a curated record
ACAGAAGGAGCUUUGGGACAACGGUGGAAAGUAGGAUUGUAAGUCUGCCUGUGUGGACACAUGAGAAAAAGAGGGCAGAAGAUGGGUGGAUCAAAAAGACAUGACUUCAAGGACUGAAAUAGGAUGUGGAGCAACAAAAGAUCUGUUUCGUCUCAGCUGACCUGCACACAAACAGGAAGAGAGGGAAGACCCAAGUCGAGGUGCCUAGAAGACACAGAACUUGCCUGAACAAGAGGCAGAAAAAGAAGCCAGGCAAAUUACUGAGAAGGCGUGCUCUCACUCACUCAAGGAGGGGGAGAAACACUGAGUCAAAGCAGACAGACAGACAGGAAGAGCAAAAGGAGGAGGAGGAGGAGGAGGAGGGGGGAGUGAGGUAAAAGAAAACAUAAGAAAGCAGAGAAGCGAAAGAUUAACACUUUCGAGAGAGAAAGAGAGACAGAGUGGGGUUGAGCUGGGGAGAACGAGCUGAUGAGGGGGGAGAAAAGCUGAAAACAGAGGGUGACAGAGAGCAGAUAACGGGUGAGUGUUGAGCAAGGUGAAACAGAGAGGAAGCAAGAGAGACAGAAGGUGAGGGGGACAGUGGGUUAAGUUAGCAGGAGGGGAGAGGUAUGAGGGCACAGUUCUUGAAGUCACUCUUCUCUUUGGUGAUCACUGUCUUCUUUCUGGGGAGCCUGCUGACCACUCUCCUCUGGUACAUGGUCGACAACAACAAUGUGGAACCUCAGAGGCCGCCUCCUCAAAAGAAAAGUGCCCCUCAGCCCACUGACCCCUGUAAAGGCUGCAGGGAGGUCAUCGACAAAGUAAUAGAGCGUUACUCUCAAACCUGGAAGAAGCAGGAGGACAAUUACCAAAAAUUCAGAUCUCAGCUGAGCAGCAGGUGCCAUGGUUUAGAGAAGGCCAUCAUUACUCAGGCCAACACUCCAGUGGGAACCAAGAUUGUGUAUGACGGGGAAAAGAGGAGGAGCCUCCAGGUGACCCAGGAGAUUUUCAGCACCUUUGCAAAGGAUCAUCCGUUCUCAAAUAAAACAUGGGACACGUGUGCUGUUGUUGGGAACGGAGGGAUCCUGACCAACAGCAGCUGUGGAAAGAUGAUCGAUUCAGCUCAGUUUGUUAUCAGGUGCAACCUACCUCCUUUGGAAAACGGUUUUGAGAAACACGUGGGCAUCAAGACUGACCUUGUGACAGCAAACCCAAGCAUCCUCCUAGAGAAGUAUGGGGCUCUAAUGGGGCGUCGCCGGCCAUUUGUGGAGAGUCUGCGUAGCUACGGCAACUCCUUGCUGCUCCUUCCCGCCUUCUCCUAUGGCCACAACACUCCUGUGUGCUUGCGUGCUGUCUACAGCAUUGAGGACUUUGAAAGCCCCACACGGCCCAUCUUCUUCAACCCCAGCUACCUCCAGAGUCUGGCCCUCUUCUGGCGCUCGCAAGGCCUACGAGCAGUGCGGCUCAGCACCGGCAUUAUCAUGGCUAGUAUGGCGCUGGAACACUGUGCCAACGUGCAUCUGUACGGGUUCUGGCCUUUCAGUAAUCACCCACAUGGACUCCAUGCCCUGACGAACCACUACUAUGAUGACAGACAAACAAAAAAAAAAUUCCACGCCAUGCCAGCUGAGUUUGACCUCUUGUUGAGGCUGCACAGUCAGGGGGUGCUCAGGCUUCACCUGGGAGAUUGUCCAUCAGGUGAAAGGUAGUUCACAGACCCAGCGGCAGCUGACUGGACAGGAAAGUGCCUUCGUUGUAGCCCAGUUACUCAUGAGUCUUUCAUACACUUUUGAAUGAAUGGACAGAUUUGUUUUGGCUGGUGACAUGGAAGAAGUGUGUCCAAGCAAGAUGGACGCUUGAACUUACAGUAAAGUUUGAGUUGGCCUAUUAGCAGCCAGGACAUUUGCACUGAAAUCAAGAUGCAACAACCAUAAGGCUGGAGACAUUGUGUAAACAGUCUUGUAGUGUAUCUAAAAUCGUAUUUAUUACCAAAAAUGUUCCAGCUUUAGUCUGGAAGGAGUUAUUUUGAUUAAUAUGGGAAUCCUUUGCGGGGGUUGACAUGAUAGUGCCUUCUUUUGGAUCAAGAUGAAUGUAUUUUGAAGAAAAUCAAAUACCUCCUUUACAUGAAGAUUGUCUGGCUGAAUAUCUUAACAUUUAAUGACAAACAGCUGCGCACUGAAUGUAAAGAAUCUUUUGACAUUUUCAUUAAAAACGCAUCACACAUUCAACCACUUUGGAAAAAAUAUCCUGGGAACUGUCAAGAGGAGAUGUAUGGUACUCACACACAAUUGUUAGAAAAAGCUGGUGCUGGCUGAAGAAGAUAAUUUCUGCACUCUUGUUCUCACUCCACGUCACUGACACUGCUGGAUGUGAUACAGACACGAGGUAAACCUCUAAUCACAGAGUGCCUGCCGGGGUGGUGUCCCAGUCGCCUCAACUACAAGCCUCCAUGGCUGCUGCCCUCUGGGGGGACUGUGAGGACCCUAAAAAGUGAGGCUCAGAGCCAAGGACUAAACAGAGACACCACAGAAAGAAACAGGAAUAAUAACACUAUUAAAACCAGGAGGUCCUAGCUCACAAAGGUUGCCAUGGUGAGCCUGUGUUACAAUGUGCUACCCCUCGUCACCACAGUGACCAGACGUGGAUAUGUGCUGUCACAAAGUGGCAACAGUCACAUUUUGGUACAAUGUUAGUGUGGAAGUGAAUAUUUAAGUUGAUGUUUAUGCUAAAUCAAUGACUGACUCCAAUGUAAGGUGAUAUGAUGAUUGUAAAUUGUGCACUUUGGAUGAGAAUUGUAAAAUUUGGGUAAAAGUAGCAUUUGCGUCAAAACUUGUGCAAGUAUUGCCUUUCAUGUUGAUACUUAUAAAGUCUUAACAGUGAUUAUUGUCAUCCAGAAAAAUAAUGUACAAGCUGUAGAUGACCAAACUUGAGAACUCUUAUGAGCCAGUUUUAGAAUCUUGUGUUGUUGUAUUUUUUAACAGUGUGAGGCAAGAGGGAAAAUGAAGAUAAAGUGAAUCAGUGAAUAAAUAUUUAUCACAAAAAGGUUAUUUGUAUGGAUCCGGUGGCUGGAGCUGCAUUCGCUUGUCUAACAAAGCAACCAAAGCUUUUUCCCAGACGUCUCAGCUUGCAUGAUUGAGUGUCUUUGAGCCAUUAAGCUGCCAAGAUUUGUCAUUAGAAAGCCGUAUUUCUUCUUACAAACUGCACAUUUGGCUGUAACACCAUAUGAUGCAGUGAUUUAUUAGCAUAGUUUUGCAAAGAGCUUUUAUAUGCAUUCUUCUAUUUUUUUUCUUUCUUUACAUUUAACGAACAUCUUUUAAACCAGAUGUAAGCCAUAUGCCAGUGUUGUGAAUUUACAAAUGCAUGAAUCCAUGGUAAUAUUUCUUUUCAUUAUUUGACCAAAUAUUUUUUAUAUCACUGCACCCUCCACUUCACAACGUUCCUCCUGCAUGUUUUGCUGCGUGGCAUCACACAGUGACUGAGCUGACCAAAUAUGCAAACUUCUGGAUGAUGCUUUCACAGACUCUGUGAACAAACUAACCAGAGAAGCCUUGGAAAGUGCUGGAUCACAUUAUUUCUUACCUUACUCUGUUUCUCUCUCAGCCACUCAAUAGACAAAACGGAAGACAGUAACACUGAACCAAAGAUUAGACACAAUACUUUUGCUUUUGCUCCCAUUUUGACAGGUUUAAGUUAAAGAUCUAAGACUUUUGUCUCUCAAUUUCUUUGUUGUGAAUAUCCCGAGGCACAUCUGUGUAGUAAUCAUGCUGUUUAUCAGUACCUUGAUAUGCCAAGAUUAUCUUGGAAAAGAAUUUUAACAAAAUUUCAACCAAAACUUGAGUGACUUGACUUUCUAUUGUGU